ACUUCUACACAGCUAAGUUCCUACAGUUGUAAUUACAAACAAGAAAUUAAACCAAAGUUUUACUAUUGUUAUUUUCAUCAAAAACAGCAACAAUGGUGGUCUUAACAAAACCUGCCAUUGAUCACUUUUCUAUAGUCAACAACUCUUACAAAGCCCCCUCUUUCUUCAAUGAUAUUCCUGUCAUUGACCUCUCUAAACCUGACUCCAAGAAUCUCAUUGUUAAGGCUUGCGAAGAAUUCGGAUUCUUCAAAGUCAUAAACCAUAAUGUCCCUAUGGAAUUCAUAAGUAAACUCGAAUCAGAAGCAAUCAAAUUCUUCUCUUCUCCCCUUUCUGAGAAACUAAAAGCAGGGCCUGCUGACCCAUUUGGCUAUGGCAAUAAACAGAUUGGACAAAAUGGCGAUAUCGGUUGGGUUGAAUACAUUCUCCUUUCAACAAAUUCUGAAUUCAAUUACCAGAAAUUUGCAUCUAUAUUAGGUGUAAAUCCAGAAAACAUUAGAGCUGCAGUGAAUGAUUAUGUGUCAGCAGUGAAGAAAAUGUCAUGUGAGAUUCUUGAAAUGGUAGCGGAGGGAUUAAAGAUUCAUCCGAUGAAUGUUUUCAGUAAGCUUUUGAUGGAUAAAAAGAGUGACUCUGUUUUCAGGCUCAAUCAUUAUCCUCCAUGUCCUGAUAUUCAAGAAUUCAAUGACAAAAAUUUGAUUGGAUUUGGAGAACACACCGAUCCACAAAUCCUAUCGGUUUUAAGAUCCAACAAUACUUCCGGCCUUCAAAUUUUACUCAAAAAUGGCCACUGGAUUUCCGUUCCACCUGAUCAGAAUUCAUUUUUCAUCAAUGUUGGUGACUCGUUGCAGGUGAUGACUAAUGGGAGAUUUAAGAGUGUGAAGCAUAGGGUAUUGACAAACAGUGUGAAAUCAAGACUAUCAAUGAUAUAUUUUGGAGGACCACCAUUGAGUGAAAAAAUAGCACCAUUGCCAUCACUAAUGGAAGGAAAAGACAGUUUAUACAAAGAGUUUACAUGGUUUGAGUACAAAAAAACUGCUUACAAGACUAGACUGGCUGAUAAUAGGUUGGUCCUUUUUGAGAAAAGCUAAUGUAUAUAAUUUAAACUCUUGAUAAAAUAGCAACAUCCAAGGGUCCAACUCUUUAGGAAGGAUCUGUUGUAAUGUUAGAUUGAUGUUUUAUAAUAGUAGUUCAAAGUCAUUAUCAUCUAUUAUACAUAUUCCUCGUGGCGGUGGAAAUGGUCUACUCUGUUCAUUAACUACUUUUCUUAUUAGGAAUGCUUAU
Molecule: messenger RNA, 1278 nt
Organism: Solanum dulcamara
Lineage: Eukaryota; Viridiplantae; Streptophyta; Magnoliopsida; Solanales; Solanaceae
Product: gibberellin 2-beta-dioxygenase 1-like
Exons: 3
Coding region: 93-1085 (330 amino acids)
Biological process (GO): gibberellin catabolic process; response to light stimulus
Source: RefSeq, a predicted model, not a curated record